Molecule: messenger RNA, 354 nt
Organism: Helobdella robusta
Lineage: Eukaryota; Metazoa; Annelida; Clitellata; Rhynchobdellida; Glossiphoniidae
Exons: 1
Coding region: 1-354 (117 amino acids)
Source: RefSeq, a predicted model, not a curated record
AUGGAACUAUCAAAAUACAGUUCAGUAAUUCUGAUAAUCGUUGUGUCGUGUUACACGAGAUUGAUCCUUCUCCCGGCUGUUCUUUCCACACCCGUUUCAUAUCCAGAUAAGAACAACGGCAUCGAUCUACAAAGAAAUGUUGAGGAAAUAGAUGAUGAUUUACCUGGCAGAAAAAACUUCUUUCCAUCUUCAGAAACAUAUUUAAACAGAAAUGCGUUAAAAUCUUUAAUCAUUAAUGAUAUCAUCGAAAGAUUGGCCGCUAAAGAAAGUAAAAAGAAGUUCGUGGAUUUGCUCGUGAAGAGGCAGUCUAUUCCUGGCAGCUGGAAUACUGAUGCCAUUCGCAUUUGGGGAUAA